AUGAAGGUCUUUUAUUACUUUCUCCAUUUUCUAUGUUAUGUGAGCUUCAUUCUAACAGCUACAUGUACCUUGGUGGAUCCUGAGAAGUGUUCAAAAUCUUUUGGUAUCUGUAGAAAACGCUGUUUAAAAACAGAAAAGCAAAUUGAUAUAUGUUAUUCACCAAGUAAGAUUUGCUGCUUUGAGAGAGAAUUUGAAGAUGAUUAA
This is a messenger RNA of Pipistrellus kuhlii (Kuhl's pipistrelle), 204 nucleotides long. It is a transcript of the gene DEFB114, whose product is annotated as defensin beta 114. Gene Ontology annotation, biological process: innate immune response. Gene Ontology annotation, cellular component: extracellular region. The transcript is spliced from 2 exons. The record is from RefSeq and is a predicted model, not a curated record. The coding region runs from base 1 to 204 and encodes 67 amino acids. Lineage: Eukaryota; Metazoa; Chordata; Mammalia; Chiroptera; Vespertilionidae.